AUGGACUAUUUCACCAGGGCUGACCCACCAGAGAGUGAGCACCCCAGCGGUCCUUCAAAGCAAGAAAACCUUCAUGACGUGACUGCUGCGCUCACUACCGUGGCUGAAAAUUUUGAUGCUGAACCUAUGAGCUAUGUGGUGGAGCUAGCCGCUGCUGAGGUGGAGGAAAAUCCCAAAGCUACCCCGGCUAUGAGAGAGUUCGCGAGUAUUAGGAAAGGUGAUGCUGAAGAAAGGGCCCACAAAGUCUUAGAGAAACAUGGUCUUACCGUACCUAUGCAGAUUGACAAAGUUGAUCUCGCUGAUGCCAAGCGGUACAAGGGCUUUCCAUACAUCAAGUUUUCCUCAUGGGUGAAAUACUUGCUGGAUAGUGACCGACUACCACGCCUACUUUGUGCCUGUGAUAGUUUGGAAAGUAUGCAAAUUGCACUACAAGAAUUCUGGGAUCGCUAUGAGGCAAUUUUUCCUACUCACCAAAUCUUUGCUAUGCGGGAUGCUGGAGCUGUUGAUUUGCGAUUUGUUGUGCCAGUUUUUUCGCACACUGAUGAAGGGAGGUCAUACAAGAAACAACCGUUGUGGCUGCUAAGCACUCAUGGGGCCCUAGGGCGAGGUACCAAAGCCUAUCUCAAGAAGGGCAAAGAUCGACUUCCUUUGAGACGAAAUGGUUUUGGCCUGAAUUUUUGUGGCCACACAUGGAGUACAAAUUUCAUGUUCUCGUGCAUGCUGCGGAAGCUCUACAAGAAGAAGCCUGAGGUAUUAGAUCACUUGGUCAGUGUCUACGCCAAAGACAUGGAAGACCUUUUGGUGAAUGGGGUGGUGAGUGGGAAUGGCUCUGUCCGUGUCCGUUGCUGUCAUUUAGGGACCAAAGGGGACCUACCAGCAUUGGCUCGAAUGGGAAACAUGAAGCAUACUUUUGGGAAUGUGCCCAAAGCGGCGCAAAGCAAAAAACCCUGUGAAGGAAUAUGUUGGAUGUGUAAAGCUGGCCAAGAGGCAAAUCCGACAUUAGGUUUACCACACAUACCGUAUGAGGAUACAUCGGGAAAACCCCUGUGGGAGGGAACCUUGGGUGACUGUGAUGCAUGGGACGAAGUGCCUCCAAUACUACAAGGUGUUCCAUUGAGAGAAGAAGAUCAUUGGCAGUUCUUCAAAACGGAUGUAUGGCACAAUUUGCAUUUAGGAUUGGCAAAGCAUUGGGUUGCCAGUGCACUGGUAUCUAUGAUCGAAAACCUUGACUUUCCAGGUGGAUCCAUGGAUGAAAAGAUUGAUUUCUUGAACACGGAAUACAAAAAUGUCUGUGCCCGGAAAAGGAUCAGUCCGCAUUGUGAAGAACUUGGAAGAGAAACACUUAAUUGGCCUCAAUCGAGCACUUGCCCUGUUGGUGCUUGGAACAAGGGGAGUGCUAGCACACACUUUUUUCUGUUUCUAGAUGACCUGUGCCAAAGAUGGUCUACUGAGAUGGCAGAUGACCCUUUACUUCAAGCCAUAGUCCUUGGGAUUGAUUUCAUCGACUAA
Messenger RNA from Cladocopium goreaui, 1509 nucleotides. NCBI's taxonomy places the organism in Eukaryota, Dinophyceae, Suessiales, Symbiodiniaceae. The record is from the annotation of a GenBank genome assembly.